CUAUUGUACAAAUUUGCUGUCGCACAAACCUCCUCUCGCCUUUUAUGGGCGCAUACGAUAUCUGGACUGUCCUGACGAAUCUAAAGUCUUGCUCCAAGCAUGCUGAACGCAAUCAAGCUCAGCGAGCUGCUCGCCAAAAAUGUCGAUCCCCAGCUCUAUCCACGCAUGUUCGUUAUGUCGCCCAACGGCACGUUAAUGGCGUAUUCCACGCCCGUCGACAUCAAGGAGCUACGGGACCAAGCCGCUCUCAUAUCCAUGGCGUGGAAGGAGCAUGAAGCCAGCCGGAAACUACAAAGCUCAGCCCACGACGGAGCUGAAGACUCUACAGCACCUCUCGAAACGCUCACUAUCGAGACGCAGCACAACAAUAUCAUCGUCCGGGCGCUCCAACCGAAGCUGCUACUGGUACUGGUAGGCGGUGUUCCGCCUUCCCGAAAAGCAUCAUUCAAAAUCACCGCCGAAGCACAUGGUGACCAGAGGUAUCCGGCGUCCGAUGUACCCGAGCAACCGCCCGCCAGCCAGCCACAACCCGGCGACUCGUCGGCGGAGAGUUCGUUGCCUUCGGGAGAGGACGGCGCACCCGUGAAACAAAAGGCCGCGUCCAUUCUGAGCACUAUGAGCCAGCGGGAGAGAGACAUCAAAGUUGGCGCGCUCCACAUCCAGCGGAAGAAGAUUGACGCUUUAACGGACUUCAUCCGGGCAGAUUUCGAUGCGAAGGGCUUUGUAAUGCCGGACGAUUCUAGCUUUCCUUAGCGAGUAGGGUAGGACCACUCCGGUACCGCAUCUCGUUAGUCGUUUGUUUCCGUUUGCUUUUCGCCGCCAAGCGAUACAUGUAGCUUUUCGUCAAUGUUCUAGUUUCCUCGCUGCAAGAUUCCCAACGUCUCAUUCUUCUUCUGUAUACCUGCAUGAGCGUAUGUAUGCAUAAUAGAUUUUAUCGUGCGAUUGGAUCUUUUCCGUUUUAAUUCAGGUACGUACUGGGAGGAGGAUUUUCUACUUGAUUCAUGUCAUCCAUCAACCCCAUUUGUGCCCCACGCCAUAAUGGCUUCACCUUUCAUCUAAGUUCAACUUUCAACGAUCCAACAACAGUCAAGGCAAGAUGCAUGGAAGCCCAUUUGCGCCACGGAAAUCUAUGAAAGCGGAACAAGAGCUUCGUCGCUCAGCAAGAGUCAGGGAAAGA
Trematosphaeria pertusa is the source of this 1177-nucleotide messenger RNA. RefSeq lists its product as uncharacterized. Lineage: Eukaryota; Fungi; Ascomycota; Dothideomycetes; Pleosporales; Trematosphaeriaceae. Bases 100 to 753 code for a protein of 217 amino acids. The transcript has 2 exons. The record is from RefSeq and is a predicted model, not a curated record.